AUGCUCUGGCUGGAGAUCUGGCGUUUUGCUCAGCGAUCCAUGGCAGCCUGCGAAUCUGGGCGUGCUCCCUGGAUCCAAGCAGCCUUCACAGGCCUCUUCUUCGGGUCUCUGGCAGCAGUGUCCGCGGUAAUUGCGGCAAAGCGGCCAGUAGCAGCACCUCUGGCAGGUGGCUUCUGGCUUACCCGAAUCGUGGCGCUCCGCUGGCUCUCAGCCAUCUUCUUCAUAGCGUUCUUGGUGGCACUUAGGCAGAACAAGGCGCUGAUCGGAGACACUGGAAUCCUACCUGCACGGCACCUGCUGAGACGCGCGGACGUUACUGUCAGCCGCGCUGCUGGUGGCAGCUGGCGGGAGCUGACCUUCCAUGGCAAGGUGAGGUGCUUUCUGUUGCGCGCGGAACGGCUCCCCACCUUGCUGUGGUUCGCUGGAACCAGGCCCAAGGGUGGUCUCGACAUCUGGCUCGAUGGCAUAGCUUGGGCGGGAUUGCUGCUGUCUGCGCUGGCCUUCAUUGCAGGACGCUUGGUUGCACCUGGGCAGAGAUGGUAUUCUUUCGGCUGGGAGUCGCAGCUGCUGGAGUCAACGCUGCUCAGCGUGUUGGCCGCGCCGGCCAUAGGCGGGCCCUUUGCUGAAGCCCCAUCUCCACUGGCUCCGUGGGCAUUCCGCUGGUUAGCUUUUCGGAUCAUGCUGGGCGCGGGUCUCAUCAAGGCGAGAGGUUCAAAGACUUGGUUGGACCUGACAGCAAUGUGCCACCACAUCGAGACGCAGCCCAUCCCAAAUCCUCUGUCUCGUCGUUUUCACAACCUGCCACGGCCUCUGCACUUGUACGCGACAGCCUCCAACCACAUUAUCGAGCUGGUGAUGCCCUGGCUGCUGCUGGUCCCAUGCAGAGCCGCACCAGCAGCCUUUGGCGCGGUGCACAUUCUCUUUCAGUUAACGCUCAUCCUGACUGGAAACCUGUCUUUUCUGAACUGGUUAACGAUCAUUCCUGGCUUGUGGUGCUUUGAUGAUGCCACCUUAGUCGGUCUUCUGCCAGAAUCCGCCGCACAAUCGCUGGCUGAUAUUGUGCUUCGCGCAAGAGCAGCUGCCCCACGACUUGGACUUUGGGGUUGCGGGCGCGAUAUCCUGGCAAUCUGCAUUAUCACCUGGCUUUCGUUGCCCGUGUGGAAAAACUUGCUUGGCCCCCGUGGUGGGGGACGUCAGAGGAUGAACUCAACAUUCGAGAGACGAGUGGUUCUGCCGCGGUUUGUCUCCCGCCUUGCUGGCGCUGGCAAGGAUGAGGUGGCCAAUGAGUCCGCGGAAGGAAGCCAAUCUUCGUCACCGGCUCAGAAACGGCGGCGACUGCUAUCCGAGCCUGACCUCAGUAUGAAUCUGCAAAGCCUUCGACUGCUGAACACAUACGGUGCAUUUGGAUCUGUGAACACCGAACGGAUCGAGAUUGUGUUCGAAGGCACGCCUGAUGGUCGCAACUGGUACCCGUACACGUUCAAGGCAGCCGUCGACGAUCCGCUGAAGCGGCCUGGCUUCUUGGCACCGUACCAUCUGCGGCUGGACUGGUGCCGAUGGAUUGCUUCAUGCCGCGGCAGACGCGCCAACGGUCUGGCAGAGCCCUGGGUGCUUAGUUUUGUGGCCCAUCUUCUCCGAGGGGAUCCGCUGACGCGCCAACUCCUGGCCAAGGGUGGCGACCCCUUCGAGCGAACGGAUCCGCCGCUGCGAAUCCGCGGAGAGCUCUACCAGUACGUCUUCGCACCUCCGCCUCGCUCACGAGCAGAUCCUUAUUGGCUUCGAGAGCGAGUGGGCAAUUACUUGCCCCCUUUAGGUUUGGAUGAAAUAUCGGCCAGGCUUGUUGACCAUGGUUUGCUCUAG
Messenger RNA from Symbiodinium pilosum, 1860 nucleotides. The record is from the annotation of a GenBank genome assembly. Lineage: Eukaryota; Dinophyceae; Suessiales; Symbiodiniaceae.